AUGAUAAUCACCAAGAGCAUCAGUAUCUCUAGUGAUUGGCUUCGGAUGUUAGAGCCACAAGUUGCCACCAUCUUGGGUACAUGGUCCCUUACCGUCAACCAGACCAAGACAGAAUUCACAGCCAUCCAGCGAGAGGCCGAUCGUGCUGAUGAGCCAUGGCGUAUGGUCAAGAAACUCGGCUCUCUCCUUGGUGAUGCAGAGGAUGUCACCCGCAGAAAGCAGCUUGCGGCGAUAGCGUUUAAGUCCCUCUGCCAGUUAUGGAAGAGAAGAGACCAAGUGAGUCUGGAGGUGCGCGUCCGGCUGUAUAACUGCUUCGUGUUACCUGUCUUGCUUUACAACUGCUCCACAUGGGGCAUCACUCGACAGACAAUUGAAGCGCUGGAAUCGUAUCAUCGGCGGCAACUUCGGCAUAUCUUGGGUAUCAGGUGGCCCAACCGACUGUCGAACGAUUUGGUUUUUGAGCGCUGCAGUGCUGCUCCACUUGGCAACAUUCUGGUGAAUGCAAGAUGGCGGUUGUUUGGCCACAUCCUGCAAUCAGAUGAGCACACACCGGCUAGGGAGGCCAUGAGUGGAUUCUUUGGCUGCUCCGUGCCGGGAUACCGUGGGCGGCCGCGGAUCACGCUACCAGUCCUGCUGAAUCAAGACGCGGAGCGAGUCGGCUGCCGUCUGAGGACUCCAAGGGACUUGCAGCUGAUGGCUCAGCGAGCACUGGAUCGCCGUGAAUGGACAUAUCUGUGCAACGCAGUUACAGAUGCGUACAAGGCAGAGUACUGGUGA
Messenger RNA from Sycon ciliatum, 777 nucleotides. RefSeq lists its product as uncharacterized. Lineage: Eukaryota; Metazoa; Porifera; Calcarea; Leucosolenida; Sycettidae. The coding region runs from base 1 to 777 and encodes 258 amino acids. The record is from RefSeq and is a predicted model, not a curated record. The transcript has a single exon.